Molecule: messenger RNA, 6209 nt
Organism: Syngnathus acus (greater pipefish)
Lineage: Eukaryota; Metazoa; Chordata; Actinopteri; Syngnathiformes; Syngnathidae
Gene: foxj3
Product: forkhead box J3
Exons: 13
Coding region: 535-2313 (592 amino acids)
Biological process (GO): regulation of transcription by RNA polymerase II
Cellular component (GO): nucleus
Molecular function (GO): RNA polymerase II cis-regulatory region sequence-specific DNA binding; DNA-binding transcription factor activity, RNA polymerase II-specific
Source: RefSeq, a predicted model, not a curated record
GGAUAGUCCCGGAUGUUGGCUCUGCUGCCGAGCGAGAGGCGAAUCGGGGAGAAGGCAAGGCAGGCGUAGAGAGAGAGAGAGAGAAGCAGUGAAGGGACGCCACGGCACCGCAGGCACACCGGCGAACCUUCGGCGGCUCAUUACCCGGGACGACAAACGUUCGAGCGCGCGGGGGACACUCUCGGGGAUCCCGCCGGCCCACAGGAGGCAGACGGCGUCAGAUCGCGGGAGCAGUUAAGUGCGAAACUACCGCGAGGAUUACGGAGACCACCGUCAACAUCAGCUAUCUCUCCCAACAGACCGGAAGAGAAGGCAUCUACUUGGGGUGCAGUAAGUCGAUGAAGCGCUUGACUUGCUUCGGCGAAGACAGCUUGCUAAUGUCCUGAUCGGAGGGCCCAGACUUUAGCCAUCCCCCCCCUCACCUGCUCCUCUCCCCACCAGUCAGUGGAGCUCCAACAUAGGCCGCCAGUUUAUCUCCAGGUUUUAGGGUUUACCCCCCCUCCCCCCUUCCCCGCUGCCCGGCCUGUCGUCAACAUGACGUCGGAGCUGGAAAGUAGCCUGACCUCCAUGGAUUGGCUCCCUCAGCUUACCAUGCAGGCGGCCAUCCGCAAGGGCGACGGCCAGCACGGCCACGGCCCCGGCAUGGGUAAGAAGAGCGCCCUCCUCGAUCCCAACACCACGCUGGACCAGGAAGAGGUGCAACAACACAAGGACGGCAAGCCGCCUUACAGCUACGCCAGCCUGAUUACGUUCGCCAUCAACAGCUCGCCAAAGAAGAAGAUGACGCUGAGCGAGAUCUACCAGUGGAUCUGUGAUAAUUUUCCCUACUACAGAGAGGCAGGAAGUGGCUGGAAGAACUCGAUACGGCACAAUCUGUCAUUGAACAAGUGUUUCCUCAAAGUGCCUCGCUCUAAGGAUGAUCCGGGAAAGGGUUCUUAUUGGGCUAUUGACACCAACCCAAAAGAGGACGCCUUGCCAACGCGACCCAAGAAGAGGCCGCGGUCUGGAGAGCGGGCUUCUACGCCAUACAGCCUGGAGUCGGAGUCUUUGGGGAUGGAGUGUAUGAUCUCUGGAAGUGCCUCUCCAACGCUGGCAAUCAACACUGUGACUAACAAGGUGGCACUCUACAACACGGACCAGGAAGGGAGCGACAGUCCGAGAAGCAGCCUUAACAACAGCCUGUCCGAUCAGAGCCUGGCCUCCGUCAAUCUCAACAGUGUGGGCAGCGUGCACAGCUACACGCCGGUGAGCAGUCACCCAGAACCCGUGUCUCAACCUCUGAGCCUCCAACAACCCCAGUCCCAGUACAACAUGCCCGACAGAGACAAGCAGGUCAUGUUCUCUGAAUUUGAAGAUCUCAGUGCCUCCUUCCGCAGCCUUUACAAGUCCGUUUUUGAGCAGUCCUUCAGCCAACAAGGCCUGAUGGGACUACCGUCAGACACACCGCAGCAGACCCACACGUCCUGCUCCUAUCAGCACUCCCCCAGUGGCGCCAUCAGCACGCAGAACAACCUGUCCAACAACCAGCCCAACAGCCACUCCAACAACAGUGGCCAGGUCCCCCUCUCCCACCCGGCGCAAGCCCACCCCGGACACGGCUCCCCGCACACGCAGCACCUCCCGCAGCACGCCGGCCCGCACAACCAGCACGGCCAGCACCCGCAGCAGCACCCGUCCCACGGCCAGCACCCGCAACAGCACACGCCGCAUCCCGUCCAACACGCGCAGCACGGCCAACACCCGUCGCAGCAUCAGAGCCUCUCCCACCAGCCGCAUCCCGCCCAGCAGCAGAUGGCCUGCAAUCCAGGUUUACUUUCUGACUGGUACCCAAAUCUGGACGCACUGAAAGAAAGCUGCCGCAUUGCGAGCAGCUAUAACUGGGCGGAUGUGGACCUGUCACCUUUCCAAGGGUUGCGAGAGAGCAUGAGGCAGGCCGAGUUGAACAACUGGUCGCUGGAGCCCACACAGAUUGCCGACCUGUGCUCGUCCAUCAACCAGUUCUUCGCCCGCACCGGGGUCAUCCAGCCGCAGGGGACGGUGCAGCCGGCCGUCUGUCACGCGCCCAUGCACCCAAACAAACCCAGCCAGCACCUCGGCACAGGAAAUCUCUACAUGGACUCCAGACAGAGCAUGUCCAUGAUGGGCCCCCCGGGGUAUCCCCACAUGCCCCCCAUGAGCAGCGCGGGACCCACCAUGACUGGGCACCACGCUCAGAUGAACCAGCAGCACAUGAUGCCGAGCAGAAACUUCCAGAUUCAUCGCAUGCCGGCCGAUGACAUCCAGGAUGAUUUUGACUGGGACUCCAUUGUGUAGCCUCCUCCUCUCAUUUUUGUUGUAUUUUUUUGAAAACAAAAGGAGUAGAGAGCGAAGAGAGGAGGAGGUGGAAGCCAGAGGAAAUCAGGCUGGGCUAAAAUAAGGCCGUGGGAGGGGGAGGAGAUGGAGGAAGGAGGAAACCAACAACCCCCUACUCUCCUUCUCGGUGGGCGAACAUUAGGCGGAGUGCCGUGAAACAUUUUUACAUAACCAGAAAAAGACAAUCAUAUUAUUGGGACAGGAUCAAGUGUAUGUCUCCAGCUCGCCUCUCCCACCAUCCUAACCAGCGGCCUUCCAGACACCCAACCCCCCCCCCCCCCCUCCCCCAUUUUGUCCCGCUUUUAGCCAAGCCACUCCACCACUGUUCUGUGAUUUCAGCUUGUGAUUCUUCUUCUCGUGUUGGCCUCAGCCGCCUCGUGGAUGAAUUGAGCUAUCUCUUUUUUUAAAUAAUCUUUUUAUUGUUUUGUAAAAGAAACACAGGCGGCCUGUGUGAGUCAUGUGACGGCGGAAGAGUCCCCCCCCCCCCCUCUGUGGUUGGCUGGCAGAGGUUUUGAACAGGGUGUUGAAAAAAAAUACACGAAAAAGGUCUUCAGGCCUACUUUUAACUACCAUAGAAUGAAAACCAACCAAUGUGAUCGUACAAAGGAAUGUUUGGGAUACAUUGACAGAAAAAAAGUCAAAUUACAGGUAAAAAGUCAGCCGAAUGUUGCAAAAGUGUCUUGUUCAUUUUUAAUUUAAGUCAAUAUGAUGAGUGUGACAGCAGCAGAAUACCAAAUGUUAGUUUUUUGUUGUUUUGUUUUUAAAGCUGUAAGCACAUCCACAUCUAUGUCAUUUUUUCCAUCAAUGUUCCCUUUGGGGCAGUGAUUCCCAACCUGCUACUGUGAGCCAAUACACCUAUUAAAAAAAAAAAUAAUCUGAUGGCACACCCCCAAACAAAAAUGUCACAAAUAGGAUAUAAACAUACUGAAAUAUUGUCUCGAUUUUUAUUCGUCCUUUUAUUUAAGGUUUGUGUUACAAUUGUGGAGAAACAUUAAUUGUUCAGCCUGUCACUAUACGUCACGGGCAUGACUAGACCAACAAAUGCACCGUUUUGGACCAAUUAAGUAAAAUUGGAUAAUGGCUCACCCUCACAGUAGUUGGGAAUCACCGCUUUAGGGAUGGGCAUAGUCUUUGAUUUAUUCAUCUUUAAGGAUUGAUGGCCGAUUAGUUGUGUCUGGAGGUGAUGGAGACAAAAUGGAGUUGACUUCCUUGAUGCAAUGAGUAGAAAUGCUGUCUGUUACCAUCUACGUCCACAUAAACGGUUUCCUUACUAGUGUCUGCCAUUUGUAUUGUUUUUUUUUUUAUCAGUUAAUAGAAGGUUCAUUUUUCCUGUAGGCAGUCAAGGAAAUGCCCAUCCCUAAUUCCUUUUUAUAACUAGCAGCCUAUUGAUCAUUAAAGAUGUUGGUGACAACUUGGACAAGCAGUAUACUAAAAGUGAGAAGCUGAACAUUCACAGUAUUUGUAAGAUGAAUACAGAAUCCUCUCAUAAAAUACCUUCAUGCAUCUUAAAGUUGAAUGCAAGUCUGCCUCGCAUUAGGCAGAAAAACAACUAGUCAUCUACUGCCUCUCCUUCAAUUUUGAUUUCCAAUCUCUUACUCAAAAAUAAACUAAAAUGUGAAAAAUUGAAAUUGCGCUACAGUCCAGCUUACCUUCAACUCACGGUUCAGAACAAACAUCAAUGUAUGAAUAUCUGGCUCUGUGACAUCAGCUGAACUGAAUUAAAAAAAAAAAAGGCACUGUAACAUUGAACUGCGACCCUGGUUUAGAAAAUUUAUUGAUUCUUUCUUGUUCCACUAGAGGGCGCCUAUGUACCAAUAGUGGUAUUCGAGUCACUGGUUUAGGAUGAGGGUCAGAGGCUAACGGCUCGAAAGUUCAAAAUGAUACUUACCUCUGAUUAAUGAUCUGUAGGCUCUUUACCUGCCCUUAAAUGUGUGUCAUUUUAUUUUAUUAUUUUUUACAUAAUGAAGAUGAAUUUUCCAUGCUAUAUUGGGAAUUUGGGAAUUUAGCUUAUUCUGAUCAUUUUUAUUUGAGGUUAUGCUAUAAGCACAACUGUUAAUUUGUUUUCUGGAAAAGCACACAAAAGAUAACAGGGUGAUUGGCAGUUCUGGAAACUUCCAUAUUGAUGGGCGCUAAAGCAACUCCGCUUACAUGCAAAUUCUCACACAGUCAUGUAAACAACAACGCCAGUCAGGAUUCUGUCAUACUCUGCGUCCUUUUUCAUUUAAUCUGGCAAGUUGUGCAAGGGAUGGGCAUUUGACAGGCAUUUCCUUGGUUGACUAGAAUAAAUUGUUAGUUUUUGCGGAAUGUUUUGAAUAUGAUGUGAUCGAUCUCUGAACUCCACUUUCUCGGGCGGUGUUGUAUUAAACGCUGCCUGAAGGAGUUGAUUCCCAUAGCUGAUGUCAAUAUUGUCCUCCUUUAGACAUCCGAGUUCCAAUCCAGUCGUGACAAUUCCAUUUUGCCUCAAUUGCAACAAUCAAUCGACUAAUCAAUCUUUAUGCCCAUGCUUAGUUUGUAUUCCCUUAACAGAGGCCCACGGUUCGCUUUUCCCAUCAUUCCACACCUGGGACUGGAUUUGGAAUGAUUCUGGUCCAGAGUGAAACUCAUCACGCAUCAAGAUGAUUUAUUCAUCAUAUGAAAAGAUAAGUUCCAACUUGCUAAACUAUAACUUUAAAGACCCUGUAACACAUGCAAAGACUGAACAGGGAGUUGUGAAACUUUUUUUUUUAGGACAGAUUGACCUUUUGCCAAGGGUAAGGCUUUCUGACAAUCAUUUUGAAUAGUGCUGAGUUUGCAAAAUGAAUAUUAAAUUACAGGGAUGGCACUUGACAAAAUUCCCCAGAUUUUUGUAGCUCAUCAUCCCAUAGUGGAUGCCAUUUUGCCGUCUUGGGACGGCAAACUUUAGUUAAGAGCAAAUAGUGAUGUUGUUUACUCCAGUUUACCCCCAAUCGCUUCCAAGACAUAACUAAUCAAUUCAAUUGAUAAAUACCCACGCCCAUCCUUCUUGUAAAACUCAAUGGAGGGAACGUUUGUUUCACAUCUUCCGGGCGAAGAGUAAAAACAACUUCAAAUGUGGCUUGAAAAAAGGGACACAGUGUAAGAAAAAUGACUGGAUCACUUUUUUGUUGCUUGUAUGCGCGAGUCUGUUUGCUGGUGUGUUUAAAAAAAAAAAAAAUUGGAGGGGGGUAGGUCAAAGUUCGUUAUUACUUGCCAGAGAGAUUAUUUGGGAGAUUUUAACACAUUUUGAAUGAGGGAAAGAUUUUUCAAGAGCAGCCAUCAUCAUCCUAGUACUGUCAGUUGAAAUGAAUGGUCGUUUCCUUCAGUGCCGGUGUCGUCGUGCUUGUACAUAUUUGUCUUUUUCAAUCCCCCCCCACACCCCCCUCCUUGUUUUCCUCCUGGGGGCCGGGUGAGUCCACGAAAUAGAUGAGGGAGGGGAAAGAAUAUUUUGUUAUCGUCCAAUCAGAGGGUGACAGUAUGUAUAUAUCUAUAUUGUAUAUAUGUGAUGAAAACGCAUUGGCUUUUUUUGUGUGUGUGACACUACCUUUUACCUGUACUAUGUUUCUACAUUCGGUGUUUCAGUGUUGAUAAUAUAUAUUUGGUUUGUGUUUCAUUGUUUUUAGUUUGUCUUUGUCAUUUCUUGUUUGUUUUCCUCCUAUUUUCGCCCCUUUUUAUUUUAAAUUGCACGAUUUAUUACUUUUGCUGUCAAAUGAGGUGCACAGCUACUCUUUGUAUUCGUUUAGUGCUGUAAAGUGUUAUUAGACUUGUCAAAACCACCUGAACCCACCCGUACCCAAGCCCUCUCCUUGCCCAAUAUGCAUGAAUGGCACUUAAAAGAAAUAAAAUAUGGUAACUUCACUGUG